Aspergillus versicolor CBS 583.65 is the source of this 535-nucleotide messenger RNA. RefSeq lists its product as uncharacterized. The record is from RefSeq and is a predicted model, not a curated record. Bases 207 to 485 code for a protein of 92 amino acids. Lineage: Eukaryota; Fungi; Ascomycota; Eurotiomycetes; Eurotiales; Aspergillaceae. The transcript is spliced from 2 exons.
AAAUGCUGCAGUGGCAUGGUCUGGAGGAAUAAGCCAGUGCUCUCAGUCUCAAGGCCUGGCGUGAUCCCCCCCCCUGUUCUUUUUGAUAAACCAUGCUGAUAUUAUUGGUGUUGCUUGAUAGAGAGGAAGCAUUGAGAAGGCCCGAGUGUGGGUAUCAGACCCUCGGACGCACAAUCUGACACUGCCACUGCACAGGUUCCGCGGCGAUGGAUGGAUGGAGGCUUUGUCCUCACGGAUCCCUCCGUCCCCCCCCGCCGUCUGCCAGUCUUCUGCAUGUGAGCAGUCUACGUUUAUCUUUGGCCUACGAUCGAGAGAGGAGAUUGCUCCCGAGAGCAGCGCAAGCUUCUCCUUUGAGACAAGGGCCACGGUGGGUAUCCCCACUGGUACCAAAGAACAAGGUACAGGGAGAAGUGAAAACACAUGUAUCUAGAAUACGGAGCUGGCCCCGGCAGGAUCGCUCAGGAACCAGGAGUCGAGGAUUAUAGCCACUCUGGGGGAGGAGGUGAUUUUCCAGGCACCGGAUGGGGUUGACGGC